Messenger RNA from Aphanomyces invadans, 1189 nucleotides. RefSeq lists its product as hypothetical. The record is from RefSeq and is a predicted model, not a curated record. Bases 403 to 1110 code for a protein of 235 amino acids. The transcript has a single exon. Lineage: Eukaryota; Oomycota; Saprolegniomycetes; Saprolegniales; Verrucalvaceae.
GUCUGUCACCAAGGCGCAUUGCUUAGAGCAUGUGUCAACACGCCGUGGUGACGAAACGAUAGAAGCACGACAGCGUCGAGAUCGCUUCGUUCCAUCGCUGUGCUUGUCACUUUGGCGAAGAUCGGCACAAGAAAAUGCACAUCAUCCAUAUGACGAUAUCCCGAAGUCGCGACGAAGGUGUCCGGAAAUUGGCUGCAUCACGUGGCUUUCGCCGGAUUUUUCAUGUGGUGGUGCUGCCAGAGCCACGUGACUUGGGAGAUCAUCUUGAAUGGUAUCGAGCAUGAAAUCUAUCCACAAGCACAUGUACUCGUCAUGAACGAUCCUCGAUGCUGUGCGUUUUCGUAUUGAAGCAUUCAUAUUGAUUUCAAUUGUCGAUUCAUCAACGGCGACAGCCGCACAGGAAUGGCGGCCAAGAGCAAAGCCAUGCAUGAACACGGGCUACGCUUGAGACACCAAAGGCUGGGAUUCACUGUUGGGUCUGGCUGGGGGCGAUGGGACCUUGGUGUUGAACUGAGUGAAGGCGGCCGCCGCCGUCAGCACGACAGCCACGGGCCACGAAAUCCAAGGACGCAGCGCGAAGAUUUUGAAAUAGUCGGACGACGAGACGAGGACAGGACCAGACAAGGCCGCGCCAACGUAAUGGACAGCAAAGAAGAUCCCCGUCGACGCCGACGACCAAAUGUAGAGUUGACGUUGGGGUUCGGCAUCUGCGUACACCAUGAAGAACCCGGUCGAGAUGGCCAAAAAGAUCGCAACAAAGAGACAUGUCACCCAAGAGGUAGCGCUCGGGACGCCAAAGUAGAUGGCGCCGCUGGGUUCGGUCACGGUUUGGACGAGGAACAUCGAGUAGAUGGUGUACACUGCAUGCAACGGGAGAGCGGCAGCGACGAGCACAGGGCUGGCGCCUUCGACGAUCCAAAUCACAAUAGCCAGAGCGGGAAUGGCGGCCAAGCCCAAGUAGUAGGCGAAUUCACUGAUGUACUCAAUCGAGUACGAAAAGAUGAAGCAGAUCGAGACGGCUGCAACGAGCGCCGACAGCUUUGGGGCCAAGAUGCCGCGGAACGCGACGUACAGCGUCAAAGGAAGGAUGAAUACGCCAAAGAUGACUAGGUAGAUGCUUGUAAACAUGUCGCUGAAGUCGCCGAGAUCGCGGAGGGCAGAUGCCAUGUCGUUGUGAAUUCGAGUGCCA